This is a messenger RNA of Sinocyclocheilus grahami, 389 nucleotides long. RefSeq names its product serine/threonine-protein kinase N1-like. The transcript has 4 exons. The record is from RefSeq and is a predicted model, not a curated record. NCBI's taxonomy places the organism in Eukaryota, Metazoa, Chordata, Actinopteri, Cypriniformes, Cyprinidae. The annotation marks the transcript as partial. Gene Ontology annotation, biological process: signal transduction.
AUGGUGUUGUGUGUGUCUGUCUCUGCAGGUAAGCCGGAUCUGUGCGGGGUGGAGCUCCAUAUCGAGGAGCUCUGGCAUCAUUACCGUGUUGAACAUGCCAUGGCUGAGGGCGCCAAAAACAUGCUGAGGCUUCUGGGAGCUGGAAAAGCACAGGACAAGAAGGCCAUCGCUGAGGCUCAGUCUCGUCUCAGCGAAGCGUCCCAGCACUUGGAUCUUCUGCGAGUGUCGUUAGAGCAGCGUUUGGUCAAUCUACCAGAAGAUCAUCCGAAAGUGUGUCUGAUUAAGGAGGAGUUAGUGGACAUUGGCCCAGUGUCUGAGCCGGUCUCUCCUCCUGAUCCCGCUCCUCCUGAGAAGGCUGUCAGGACCAGUUCCCAUAAUUCCCAGCGCAG